CCGAGCAGCACUUGAACGCAGCAUUUGCACAGGGACUACUACACCAGGCGAUCAGAUUUAGUAAACAAACCCAUUGUUAGCUUUACGUUUACUGGUCUUUGUUUGCGUCUUCGCUCCGAGAAAUUGGAUUUAAAAUCACGCUGUUUGACAGAAAGGAGAUUCUUGAGGCCCCUGUGAGUCAGUUCAGUUUGUAGUUCGCUGUUUUAAAGUGACUCCUAACAGCACCAGCUACACGAACCCUUUCUCUCUGACUGGCCUUAAACAAACGACGAGAUUAGCAGCACACUGCAUUUAAACCAUGGCAGUGUCACCACAGCGCCCCCUCGUGGCCGUCCUCUGUCUGCUCUUCUACUUCUUGAGGAGCGGCCUGUCAGUCCCUGACCCCCGGCAGAGAGAGGCCCUGAUGAAGCUGGAGGCCUCGAUGCAGACAGGUGGACAGGUGGUUCUGACAGAUGCUGAGCAGCGUCUGGAUACUCUGCUGUUCAAAAUGAAGCAGGAGGAGAUCAGGAAAGCAGACUUCCCUCCCUCCAUGCACUUCUUCCAGGCCAGGCACCUCAUCGAUAGCAGCCCCAUCUUCAGCCUGAUGCAAAAGAUGCCCAAAGGGGGAGCUCUCCAUGUCCAUGACCUCUCUAUGGUUUCUGUUGAUUGGUUGGUGAAAAACGUGACCUAUCGUCCAAACUGCUACAUGUGCUGCACCGACAACCGCUCCAUCAGAUUCAUCUUCUCGUCCCGAUGGCCCAAAGCUCUGCCGCGCUGCUCCGCCUGGACGCUGCUGGAAAACCUCCGGGCCAAGACGGUCAACGUCACAGACCUGGACAACAGCAUCGAGGGCAACCUGACCCUCUUCACCCACCAGGAUCCAGAGUCCGUGUACCCCAGCCAGGACGUGGUCUGGGACCGGUUUGAACAGAGAUUCCGGGCGUUGUGGGGUCUGGUCACGUACGCGCCCGUGUUCAGAGACUACUACCACGAAGGCCUCGCGCAGUUCUACGCCGACAACGUCAUGUACCUGGAGCUGCGAGCUUUACUCCCCGAGAUAUACGAGCUGGACGGGAGCUUUCAUGACACAGCGUUCACUCUGAAGACCUACCAGGAGGUGACCACACGGUUCACAGACCAGCACCCGGACUUCUUUGGAGCGAGGGUCAUCUUCACGAUCAACAGGGGAGUAAAUUUGUCCGUGAUGGUCCGAGUGGUGGAGGAGGCUAUGAAGCUACAGAGAGACUUCCCCGACUUCAUGGCUGGUUUCGACAUGGUGGGCCGGGAGGACAGUGGCAGACCCCUGUGGUUCUUCAGAGAGGCGUUGUCACUGCCGGCAGAGAGAGGAGUGACGCUGCCUUUCUUUUUCCACGCUGGAGAGACGGAUCUGGAGGGCACAGACGUGGACCAGAACCUGCUGGACGCCCUUCUGUUUAACACUUCUCGUAUCGGGCAUGGGUUUGCUCUGCUGCGCCACCCGGUGGCCAGAGAUAUGUCCAGGAAGAGAGGGGUGGCUGUGGAAGUGUGCCCCAUCUCCAACCAGGUGUUGAAACUUGUCAAAGAUCUUCGAAACCAUCCUGCGGCUGCACUGAUGUCAGAGGACCAUCCUGUGGUCAUCAGCUCCGACGACCCCGCCAUGUUCGGCUCCUCUGGACUCUCUCACGACUUCUAUGAAGCUUUCGUUGGAUUCGGCGGCUUAAGUUCACAUUUAGGCACCCUGAAACAGCUGGCCAUGAACUCGAUAAGGUACAGCUCUUUGAGUCCACCGCAGCAGGAGAAGGCCCUGGCUCUGUGGCAGAGAAGAUGGGAUAAGUUCAUCUCUGAAAAUACUCGUUAGGAGGAAACAGCCGCCAUCUUUGAACGCCACCAUGCUGAACAUGAGAGGGAAAAGUGUCUUUCCUUUUCUGACAUGUCAUAUCUGCUGUAAAAAAACUCCUUCCGUCCAAGUCGCCUUAAAAUGGAGCUGAUGGUAUCUAUUGGUUAUAUUGGGCAGCGUGAAACAUGCCUGAGCGUUGGGCCAUAAGAUGCAGAGUGAGGAUUUGA
Labrus mixtus (cuckoo wrasse) is the source of this 2022-nucleotide messenger RNA. It is a transcript of the gene ada2a, whose product is annotated as adenosine deaminase 2a. The record is from RefSeq and is a predicted model, not a curated record. Gene Ontology annotation, biological process: inosine biosynthetic process; adenosine catabolic process. The transcript has 10 exons. Lineage: Eukaryota; Metazoa; Chordata; Actinopteri; Labriformes; Labridae. The coding region runs from base 299 to 1816 and encodes 505 amino acids. Gene Ontology annotation, molecular function: adenosine deaminase activity.